Messenger RNA from Paramuricea clavata, 7383 nucleotides. The record is from the annotation of a GenBank genome assembly. NCBI's taxonomy places the organism in Eukaryota, Metazoa, Cnidaria, Anthozoa, Malacalcyonacea, Plexauridae.
AUGGAAAACGAUUUCGUAAAGCAUUUGGAGGCGUUUGUUACAGCGAAUAAUGAAGAUUUUCCGAGGAUGAUUGAUUUGAAGACUUUCCUUCACGAUGUUAAACCGCGGGCUUUGGAGGCGGCUGAAGCGCAUGACAAAUUCGUUUCUCAUCCGGUGAAUGGAGUUUUGAUGAUUAAAAGGUUUACGUCGGAUUGGUUGGAAAUUGAAGAGAUUGUGAAGAAUAGUAGUGGGGGAUCAGGUAGGUGGGAUUUACAAUAGAGGGAGGUAGAAAGCAGGAGAUAAAAGAGGCUGGGAAGGGAGGGAGAAUAUAAGAGGGCCACUGGGUCACAAUGAUCAAAGACUCACCUCGGAUUGUUUGGAAAUUAAUGAGAUUGUGAAGAAUUAGUAGUGGAGAGUCGAGUAGGUGGGUGAGGAAGGGUGGUGGGAAAUAGGAGGGAAGAAGGUUUACAGUUUUGCAAUGAUCAAUCUGGUUAUUUCGCUUUGGCAAUAGACUGAUAGAUUUAGAAACCAAGAUCACUUUAUUUAUACUGGAUAGCUCUAUCAGUUCCAAACUGUUUUUUCUAGAGGUCCACUGAGAAUUACCUCUUUUUGAACAGUACUAGUCUAACUAUACAAAAUAUAAUUAAACUAAUAAACUAACUCAAUCUAUAUACACUACUUUGUCUUCACUGUUUUCCCUAAGAAUCCAAUUUGAUCCAUCUGGUAUUGUUGUUGCGAUCACCCAGUCACAAUUUGUGAUGUUAAUAUUGAAUUAUUGUUGUUUGUCAUGUAAUAUUAAUAAGCUUAUAAAAUAACAUAAAAUAAAAUAAUGAAAUGAAAAUAUUUCCGGGGAAAAUCUAAACUUAACCAACUUUAAGCAUACUGGAAUUAUGUUUUUUUAGUUUUAUAAUGUUUUAAUUGUUUUUCUCCUAGACGUCCAGCAAGUGUUUUCCCUUUUAAUCCAAUGUUACUACAGGAGAAACUGCACGUAAAAAUCGCACAUCUUGUCAACAAGAUGUGUUCGCACUGCUUGUCCCCAGUUGUUGAAAAGAAGUUGCUAUUAUCUUGUAAUAAAGUUGAUGAGGCCAAUAGACUCGCAACAAGUUGUUUCAACAAGUCUAGUAGCGUCUGCACCUAAAGUAUAAGAAUUUGUUAACAGGUUGAUGACAACAAGCUCGUACGCGUGGCAUAUUGUUACAAACAGCCUGCAUUAGUUUUGUUUGGACAACUUGUAACAAGUCUGCUACUGUCAUCAACCUUGCAACAAGGUAAUGACGACUUGUUCAAGACUUAUCACAACAACUGGGAACAAGCAGUGCGAACACAUCCUGAUAUCGGCUAGACAACAACCUUGUUACAACUUGUUUGCAGAUCUACAAUAGCUCGUGCGUAUCUUAACUCAUUCAUUUCUAGAGCUCAGCAAGAGUAUAGACCUCCACAAGCCUCUCUUUCCCGAGUACGAAGAUUUGGUUGGUGCAGUUGAAGGACUGUUUCGGCUACAAGAAAUUUAUCAUCUACCAGCACGAGACAUUGUCGAUGGUAAUCUUUCCCCGAACUAUCCUCGCGCCACGAUGGAAACAGAGGAUUGUUUUCAGGUUGGAUUGAUCGCAUAUCAUGAUAAAGAUUUUGAGAGAGCCAAGGAAUGGAUGAAGGAAGGCUUGAGAAAAUAUCAACCGAAUAUCUACAGUGCUUAUCUGUCAAGAAGGGUUUUGCAGGAGUUUAUUGCUUGGUGUGAAUACGAGGUGAGAGGUUAGAUUAUCCCUUGUGGUGUGUUAUUAAAUGAAUUCUAAUUCAAAUCAUUUUGUAAAACCAAGCUAGGAAUUCAAGUAACUUUAUUAUGUAAUCAAUAAGCUUAACCCUAGAUUCAGGGGCGUAAAUUCUGAGAGGGGGUGACGCCCCCCCCCCUAAUGUUUGAAAAGGAAAUUUGUAGGAAAAUAUAUUAAAUAUUCAAUAAUGUGUUAGACAUUCAAAUUAUGUUGAAAACGAACAAGAAAUCCUAAACGACCAGUUUGAGGAAUUUCAAUACACGUCGUUUUCGACCAUCAGAAUUCGGUAAAAUCUUCCUUCAGAGUGCUGUGCGUUUCAGAGACUCUAAAUUUCACAAAUUUAUGUGGGAGCAUUCACCCAUACCCCCUAGUGGUCUCUACUUUUGGCACUCAAUACAAGUUACAGUGAAGUUACGCCCUUGUCUAAGUUAACCAAAAUUUUAAUUCAAAGCAAACUUCUCAACAUCUUGUUAAUAAAUUUAGAAAUAUUUCUUUUGAAAUCUUUUGUCUGGAUCAGUAGGAAUGUUCUUCUCUGAAGUUUUGAAUAAUACAUUGAGUUACUGUUACAGGAGAAAACCUUAACCAAACCAAUUUAUAUAAAUAUAUAUCAUUCCUGUUAAAACGUUUCUUCCUGUAUGUCCAUUGUUUAGUGUUUUAGUGUCGCUGCUAUACACAGGAGGAAACUAACUAUAUCGUUAUUCUUCACACGUAGAAACGUACGCACAAUUUGUAAUGAACCUGCAGCAUGCACGCUUGUACCUGAAUGCCGUUUGAAAAACUUGUUACCUCGGGUCGGUACGACACCGAGGUCUUAAAUUCGGCUCCUAUUUUUUUUUUAAUUUUUUUUUUUAUUGUUUUUCAUUUGUGUCGAGCCGCGCACGUAGUCGAAGAUCGAAGGGCCUGCGGAGGAGAUAACAUCCGGUAAAUAAGUGUAAGCAUCGGCCAAAGCGAAACGGAACGCGAAGCUGUCCUUGCACAAAAUCCAUCAGAAUUGUUGAUUUAAAACCAGAAGAUGUGAUAAUUUUGACAUACAUGUUUAGCUGGACAACUAUUCUCGAGUAUAUGUUGAUAUAAUGCACAAUACUUCGUAUGCAUAGCAUGGGAAUACCGCGGCCAACUUUCACUUGUUAUCUAUUAUAAUUACUGACCCGAAUCAAAAGUAAUUAUUUUCGGCUGGAAGACUACUGUACGUUGCUGCUUGUCGGGACCGUAUGACAAUGAACCUAUCCAACGUUACACUAGACAUUUGUGAGGACAUGCAUAUAGACAUAACCAUAGGCACUGUAGUGCAUUGUGAUAGAACAGAUUUCAGUUUCAUUAAUCGCCCUAAAUUUAAAUCUCCACAAGCGGAGGUCAAUUAUAGUGUUCUAGUUUACAUAUCAUUAAUGACAAGGUUUACUCAAAUAGCGUAUUGGAUAAACACGGGAAUAGAACUUAUGGUGUACAUGUAUUCUGCACAUGCGUAUAUCUAGGAUAAAAUCCCACAAGCGCAAACGAAACUAUUUCUCUAUAAAAUUGAACUGAAAAGACUCACAGCGACCGUUUCCAACAGUGCUUCAGGCACCCGACGACACCGUAUGGGGGGCCUUUAGCACUGUCACCUUCUCAUCUUGGGAUGUUCACGUUAUCGCGUGUACAUGUCAGGGUGACGAAGAUGCAUUAUUGCUAAUAAUGUCUGUGUGCACUGAUGCACGCUGCAUUAUUUUUAAUAAUGUUGUGUGCUAUUUUAACGCGUACAUAGAAUAUGACGCGUAUAAACAUUUACCCCUGAGCCGGAAUUUCCCUAUACAACCAAAAAGGCCGCUCCCGUUUUUCAGUAGAACGUUAAAUGAAAACUUCUCGACAUUCGCUGAUAUAAUGCAGAGAGAAAACAAUAGAUUUGAUGAGGGCCAGUAAUUAUUAUCAAUAGAAUAUUAAAACGGAGCUUUGAUUAACUGAUUCACCAUUUAUACUAGUGUACUAUUAAACUAUCGUGAUUUACACAAUUUUUGGAUAUUUACCAGACGAUCCCCUAUCCACCGACCCGAGGUUAACGCCGAGUCGGCGUCUUGUUUUCAGGAUGUGUUCGCGCUGGUUGUUUCCAGCUUGUUGACAAGCCGUCAACAUGUUACACAGUUGUUGGUUAACUCAACAGUUCUAGCAACGUCCUUGUAAUUCAACAACUUGUUAACAGGUUUUGACUGUGAACCUUGUAUAGCAGCUUGAUCACAAAAUUGUUACAACUUAUUCCGACAAGUUUCCUACAAACCCGUUAGGAAGACACAUGUAUCUUGUUGAGAAGAUGUGAAAUUUUAUUUACGUGUGUAGAUAGCUCUAUCAGCUUUAAACAGUCUUCUCUAAAGGUAGAGAAAGGUAGAUACUGGGGCGCCAUUUUCAUUUAAAUCUAUACUAUCUGUUUUAAUACCUAGACAUCCAAAAGAUUCAACUUGCCUGAGGUAUUUAUACGUUCCCAAAUUUAGUCCCGCGUUCCCUCCCUUUCAAAGGUCGUUUUGCCCAUAAACUGGUUCUGAUGAAGAUGAUUUUCUCUCAUACGUAAAUAUACGUAUGAUAGAUACCAUGCCCACCAAACAACUAAAAAACAAACGUCCCAUGCAUUCACACCUAUACUCUAUUUUUGUUUUAGACUGGCAAUGUUUCCGAAGCAUUGACAAUAACAAAUGGAAUAUUGAAAGAAGGUAGUAGAUGUAAUAAGCUUAAAUUUCAAAACCUUGAUGAACUUGUAACUGCAGACCAGAUAUAGCUACUAGAGAGUGGGAUAAGACGUCAGGGAUAAUGUUGUAUAGGAUAAUUCAUCAGGACAGCUAGGAAGGAUAUUAUACAGAUAGAUGAUGGGUCUUGUAGAUGGAAAUUAUUGAGUAGAAAUUUAUGCACUAUUUAAAACACGCGUAGGAGUGUUUUAUCAUAUUUAAAAUGUGGGCAGCACGAGCAUUUUAGAUAUGAUAAAACACGACCACAAGUGUUUUGAACAGCUUCAAACACGACUACAACUGAUGCCGUCCAUUAGUAUUCUUUAUAAAAAGAAUACUAAUUAGGAUGAACUUUCAUAUAAAGAAUACUAAAGAAGCUGCGUUUUAUCAGGUAUAAAGCCUCUUCACGUGAUAGAUAGAUAGAUAGAUAGAUAGAUAGAUAGAUAGAUAGAUAGAUAGAUAGAUAGAUAGAUAGAUAGAUAGAUACUUUAUUUAACAUUCAAAAACUCAUUAAUAAUUCAUGAACCAAUUAACCAAUCUUGAGUAAGAAAUUAGUCACGUGCAUACGUCUUUAUACCAGCUAAAGAACACUUUAAUAAAAGACCAUUGUUAUGCAAACUAUAUAAAGAUUUUUAUAUAAAGAUUUUUAUAUAAAGAUUUUUAUAUAAAGAUUUUUAUAUAAAGAUUUUUAUAUAAAGAUUUGACUUAUUAUGCAUACGUUUUUGAAGCCAUUUAAAAAACUCGCAGGUCGUGUUUUAUUAGGUCUAAAGCCACUCGCGCUGCGCGCUCGUGGCUUUAAACCUAAUAAAACACUCCUGCUCGUUUUUUAAAUAGUACAUUAUGGUUGACAUGAUUUGCCAUGUUUGAAACACAUUUAUUAGACCUAAAAUGCGAAAACUGCGAAAAAUGCAACUACAGGUCCCCUGCCAGGAACCUGUAGUUGGUCAAAUUGCCCGAUUUGUGAGUGGAAUCUGCCCGACUGAAUACUCGGUUUGGAGGUUUAGUAUAGUUAUCUAAACCAUUUAUGCAUCUGCCCUAGAACCAGAUUACGAGCACGCCAAGAAUAAUGCCGCUUUCUUUAAACGUGUGAUUAAAAAUAAAGAAGUUAAACCAAAAACCAAGAAGGAAAAUGCUCCAUACAUGAAAAGAUACAGCAGUCUAUGUCGUGGACAAAAUAAUAAGGUUGGAGAACAUUUAUCAUUAUUAUUUAUGUAAAAUAAUUCAUGGUUUCUGAUUGGCUAACAGCCAACUGUGAAAUCAUCAUAGCAACUGAAUGACGUCAUAAAGUUGAUAUGACACAAACACAUGAACGUUAUGACGUCAUAACAUUGAUAUGAAAAUAUUGUAUCAACGCUAUGACGUCAUGCUGUGAAAAUACCAAUACGAACUAUAGAAAACACGGCCAAAACAAUACGGUACCGCUUUUGGUUUAAGGAAAUUUUUAAGCAAAUUUUAAAAUAUCAAGAAAAAAUAUCAACGAAAAACAGCCCACAUUAGUGGAACAUUUUUCGAAAUGUUGAAAUUCACUAUCAUCUAAAUGUAAUUGUCCAACAUAUUUCGUGUUUUAAAAUGGAAGAAUUUCCUCCCAUCUGUUUGCUCAACUUACGUUUUCGAUUUGCCCAGCUGCCCCCUCCCCUGCCCCUGUACGCUAAUGGCUGAGAAACAUUUCAUAAAAUUAGGUAUGAUCUGUAGUCCAGAUAGAGGACUAACGUAUUAAUAUUUUUAUUUUAUAAACUAGACGGCAGUAGAGCUUGCGAAGUUGACAUGUUACUACGACCAAAGCACACCACAACUGGUCAUCAAACCAGCGAAAAUCGAAGUUCUCAAUUUGGAACCAAGGAUUGUAAGAUAUUUCAAUGUUAUUACUGAUGAAGAAAUUGAAGCCGUAAAGUUACUUGCAGGUCCGAGGGUGAGUGCAAUCCCGCGCAAAGUAUAGAGCCUCGUUUCUGUGAUUGAGACAUUGGUUUUAAAGCCCUUUAAUAACUCCUGUUACUGAUGAUAUAAUCAUAAACAGAUCGUUCAUAUUCACUGAUAUAACUGUACAUGUAUGGUUUCGUAAAUAUGCCACCCAUAACCUAUCCUAAUCACGAAAACGAUGCUAUAUAGCCGAAGACUGAGGCUAUGUGCACACGGGCGUCGUUUUCGAGCGUUUUCAAAAACGUUUUUGUCCCUUUAAUCGCUUUGAUGCCCUGUUCACGUGGUUCAAAGGAAAAUAUCUCCAAUAUAUUAAAUAAACUACAGCUUCAGUCGUAAAUUAAUAGUUUUCGCAUCCGUUUUAGCGUGAAAACGCAAAUGAAAACGCUCGAAAACGUUACCGUGUGCACGUAGUCUAAGUCCUUACCGGAAGCCAGGGUCUAUUAAGGAGGUUGUGUACACUAUUAAGGAGGUUGUGUACGUCUUUUUACCCCACGUGGAGUCGGCCAGGAGGACUUGGCUACUCUUAGAGUAGUUAAACUAAGCUAUCAAUAUAUAACAAUCCAAUACAAAAACGUCUACUUUCCCUCUGCGGAACCAUGGAGUAAUGCAAGCUAACCUCCAACCCCAGUUGUCCGAUAGACGGCAAAUUAUUUUAUCCUAGUCGACAAAUUGUUUUCCAAGUUGAAAAAAUAUGAAUUGGAUAGGAAGGGGAAUAUUUGAGUAAAACUGAUAAUUAUGGCAAAAAUUGGGCAAAAUUAGGGAAACAUUAAGCAAACUGAACGAGAAAUGUUACGUGAAGAAGAAAGGUAAGGAAAAUGAAGAUUUUUACCUCGUUCCGCCCCCCCGGGGCAAAAUAUCACAUGCAUAAGGGGAUAGUGCCGCCCUUGCCCCUAACUGGACCUCCAUGGCAAGUAUAAAUGUAAGUCAUAUAUAAUUGUUGUUUUUAGUUACGUCGAGCAACAAUCAACAACCUUGCGACAGGCAAACUGGAGUUUGCCAAAUACAGAGUAAGCAAAACGUAUGUAGCUGUUUGA